Messenger RNA from Lactuca sativa (garden lettuce), 2019 nucleotides. RefSeq lists its product as uncharacterized. The record is from RefSeq and is a predicted model, not a curated record. Lineage: Eukaryota; Viridiplantae; Streptophyta; Magnoliopsida; Asterales; Asteraceae. Gene Ontology annotation, molecular function: protein dimerization activity.
AUGAAACAAGUUACCCUUGGUGGUUUUCUUACCAAAAGACCAAGACCUAAUCUUAAUGAAAGUGGUGAAGGAUCUUCCCAAACACCAAUCACCAACCAAUCAAUUCCUUCGGUCUCUAAUGCAAUUCCACAAACACCAUGCUCUAAUGAAACUAAUGAUGGUGUUGAUUUGAAAGAUCUUCCAAAGGACCCGGCGGAUAGGCCAAUGAUUACAAGUUAUGCCUCAAAUAUAAGAGAUGAUGUAAGAAGGGCAAAUUUGCUUCAAGGACCUUGUCAAAUAAGGCUACAUAAGUUUCCAAAAAAGAAAAUAGGUGAUAGAUUAAGAAGCUUUGUUCCUUCAUGGUUUAACGAUUUUGAUUGGUUAGAAUAUAGUGUGAAAAAUAAAAAAGCAUAUUGUUUAUAUUGUUAUGUAUGUGGAGACCUCAUGGGACAAAAAGGAGGGAGAGAUGCAUUUGUUUCUCAAGAAGUACUUUUGAGUAUUCGUCAAGAGAUUGGUCAAGAUGUAUUCGCUUUAUUGGUUGAUGAAUCUAGCGAUGUCUCAAAAAAGGAACAAAUGGCUAUUGUUUUGCGAUAUGUUGAUAGUCUUGGCUUUGUGAAAGAAAGAUUCAUUGGAGUUGUGCACGUGAAGGAUACAUCCUCUUUGACACUCAAAAACGCCUUAAAUGAAGUACUUACAAGUAAUAAGUUGAGUUUUAGUCAGAUAAGAGGACAAGGUUAUGAUGGGGCGAGCAAUAUGCGAGGGGAAUUCAAUGGUUUGAAAGCUUUGAUAUUACAAGAGAAUGACACAGCUUUUUAUGUACAUUGCUUUGCACACCAACUUCAAUUGGUGGUUGUAGCUGUAGCAAAGAAGCAUGAUGGUGUUAGUGACUUUUUUGAGCAAAUUUCGUUGGUGGUUAAUGUUGUUUGUGCCUCGUGUAAAAGAAAAGACAUGCUACGGGAACAAGCAAGACAAAGGGUGCAAAAAGGCUUAUGUAGUGGUGAACUUGAAACGGGAAGAGGGUUAAAUCAAGAGACUACACUUGUUCGGGCGGGAGAUACAAGAUGGGGUUCACAUUUCAACACACUCACAAGUCUGGUGAAGUUGUUUGCGGAUGUUCUUGUGGUUUUAGAAUUUGUGAAAGUGGAUGGAGGGUCAUUGGCAAACCGCCAACAAGCGUCCGGAAUUUUAGCAUAUUUUCAAUCUUAUGAGUUCGUGUUUUACUUGUAUAUGAUGUAUGACAUUUUACACCUCACGGGUACAUUAUCAAAGCAACUUCAAAAAAAAGAUCUAGACAUUCUAGAAGCGGCUUCGAUGGUUAGAGGGACAAUGGACGCAUUGCAAUCUUUAAGAGACACGGGGUUUGCUACCAUUUUGCCAAAGGUAUCCUCUUUUUGUCAAACACACAAUAUUGCUACUCUGGAAAUGCAGGAUUUUUAUAUUGGUGCGAGAAACCGUACGACCACAAAGACCAAUAGAUUUCACUUUGAGGUUGAAAUCUUCAACACGGUGGUAGAUAUGCAACUGACAGAAUACCGGGAUCGAUUUAGUGAAACAAGCACCCAGUUACGAGAAUACAUGGGUGCUUUGAGCCCUUGUGAUUCAUUUUCACAAUUUGACAAAUCAAAGUUGUUGAAGUUGGCUAAGUUGUACAAGUAUGACUUUGAUGAUUCGGAUUUGAUAGAUCUUGAAGGACAACUUGAGAUAUUUUAUCACUCUUCCAUCAAAGAUGAGCGUUUUACCACUUUGAAAGGAAUUUUCGAGCUUUCUCGUUUGAUGGUUAGUACGGGGAAACAUCGGUCUUAUCCUUUGGUUUAUAAGCUUUUAAAGUUAGCUUUGAUAUUACCCGUAGCAACCGCUAGUGUAGAAAGAUGUAUUUCGAAGAUGAAGCUCCUGAAGACCGACUUACGCAACAAGAUUGGCGAUGAGUUUUUGAACGAUGCGUUGCUUUGCUAUGUUGAGACCGAAGCACUUGUGAAAGUUGAUAAUGAAAAGGUAAUGGAACGGUUUCAAAAGAUGUCCGCACGAAGAGGACAAAUUUAA